GAUAUAUUUGUAAAAUGUCUAAAUAGUCAGUCAGUCUAAAUUAUUUCAUUCUGAAAAAAUAUUAUAGCGGUCACUAAUCUGGUGACGUUAAAGACCAAAAAGUGUCAAAUUUUCUAAACAAAUUAGAAGACAGUCGAUAUAAGAUAAAACAACCAUGGUGAGUUUCUAAGAAACUCAUUCAGAUAAUACGACAUUGAUUAUUUAGUAUUUAAAAAAUUCAAAUCAAAUCAACUACAGAGGGCAAAUACGUAAAUCAUGCAAAGUCCAAAACUCCAUAUAAAUAGGACCGUAUAGAUAUAGCUCGAAUUGACAGACAGAAAUAAAAACACUCUCAAAACGUUACAAAACCUCUUCACUUUCUUUUUGCUACCCUUUAAUUAAUGGCGUCUGACGAGAGCAUGGUGAUGAACUCUUCUUCGGUUCUGGACGAAGAGUACGACGAUACAGAUGAUGGGUUUCAUUACCAGACCAGACAAAGUAGUUUGUCUAGGUUAUCUAUCUGCACGAGCUCCUUCCACGACGACGACGACGAAGAUAACUUCACAAGUCAACCUUCUGAACUGGGUACCUUCAUUUCUGAGCUGUCUCUGGAGAGCUUCGACGACGUAGGAGCCGAGGCUGACGGAGAAAUCUCCGACGGUGAAGAUUCAGAUUCCGAUAAGGAAUCUUCAGGGUUCUACUCUCUCCCGACGAUCAUGUCUCGCCGGAGAAGAAAAGUCAACGAGAUGACGAACGUCGAUGGCAGUACUGUAGUUAAGCAGAGAAGCUACGGUCACGGUUUUAACGGUGUGGAGAGAGACGGAGACGGAAAACGUUACGGAGGAGAGUUGACGGUGUUAACUAAUGUGAAGGGAGGAAAGAAGUCGAUGAAGAUGGGUUUUGAGGAAGUGAAGGCUUGUAGAGAUCUCGGGUUCGACGUGGAAGUUCCGGGUCGGGUUUCAGUAUCCAACGGGUCAAACCGCGAGACUCAGACUAGUAGUGGAAGCAACUCUCCAAUUGGCAACUGGCGUAUCUCGAGCCCUGGAGAUGAUCCGAAGGAGGUUAAGGCGAGACUGAAGAUGUGGGCACAAGCAGUUGCUUUAGCUUCUGCAUCACGUUAAAGCUUUCUUAUGUUAGGGUUGUUCGUUCGAAUAUUUAGGUUUUUAUUAGUUUUAUGAGUUAUUAUAAGUUUUUUUCUUGAAUCUGUAAGUUUGUAAAUACGAAAGGUAUAACUAUUUUUUUUUGUUCAAUGUUGAUAAAAAAAAGCUUUAAAUU
Messenger RNA from Brassica napus (rape), 1254 nucleotides. RefSeq lists its product as uncharacterized. The transcript has a single exon. Lineage: Eukaryota; Viridiplantae; Streptophyta; Magnoliopsida; Brassicales; Brassicaceae. The coding region runs from base 381 to 1100 and encodes 239 amino acids. The record is from RefSeq and is a predicted model, not a curated record.